AUGAAUUAACAAAUUUCAUGUGAUGAAUUUGAUAGCAAUCAUUCUACAAAGAGUUGUGAGAGUAAUUCAGAUGAAUAAUUGGAUGAAGUAAUGCCAACCCAAAAAAAUAACAAAAAGGUUUCCUACAAAGUAAAAGUUAAAACUGAAAUUUGUAAAUAUUGGGCCAUUGAAGGAUAUUGUCCUUAUGGUUAAUAGUGUGCCUUUGCUCACGGAAAGGACGAAGUGAGAUAAAAAGUCCAUGUUCCCUCUAAUUACAAGACUAAAACUUGUAAAAAUUACACUUAAGAUGGUUAUUGUUGUUACGGAGAAAGAUGUCAAUUCAAGCAUCCUGAGAAGAAGACAAACAAAUUACCAACUAUCCCUUACUAAAUAUUGCUAGCCAAUAUCAAUCUCUUGUUCGCUUCUAAAAGUAAAUUAUAAAAAAGAAGUAAAGGAUUACCAAAAUUAAUAAAAGAUGUGAACACUUCUAAAUGAUAAAGUACUGUAUUUAUAUCUUUGUAAAUAAGAAAUAAUCAUUA
Molecule: messenger RNA, 518 nt
Organism: Paramecium tetraurelia
Lineage: Eukaryota; Ciliophora; Oligohymenophorea; Peniculida; Parameciidae
Exons: 6
Molecular function (GO): mRNA binding; metal ion binding
Source: RefSeq, a predicted model, not a curated record